Molecule: messenger RNA, 1704 nt
Organism: Triplophysa dalaica
Lineage: Eukaryota; Metazoa; Chordata; Actinopteri; Cypriniformes; Nemacheilidae
Exons: 14
Coding region: 1-1482 (493 amino acids)
Biological process (GO): cellular response to lipopolysaccharide; immune response; cell surface receptor signaling pathway
Cellular component (GO): external side of plasma membrane
Source: RefSeq, a predicted model, not a curated record
AUGUACGGUUCAUGUGUCGCAGUGGUCUAUUCUUGUGAUCUGGUUGUUCCUCUGGGAGGUUCAGUUCUUCUGCCCUGGUUUAAUAAAGAACCCUUUGAAGGAGAAAUAAAGAAGGUGGAAUGGAGUAAAUCAGGAUUAGAGAAACCAGUGUUUGUGUAUCAAGAUGGAGAUAUUAGACCAGAGGUCCAGCAUGAGGAUUAUCAUGAUCGAGCUCAUUUCAUCUCUGACGAUAUUAAACAUGGAAACUUCUCCCUACUGUUGAAGAAUGUGAGACAAGAAGAUAAAGGAGAAUACACAUGUGAAGUCUACAGACGAAAUAGAUAUGAUGUGUUAUCAGUCAGCACAAAACUGGAACCAAGACUACUAGAUUCAGGUUUCCUUCUUCAGAUGUUGCUGGUCUUCUGUCCAAAUAUCAUCAUGUGUUUUGCUUUUGUCUUCUGGGGUGUUUCUGAAGGAUCUGUGAGUGAGACGGUCUGCUGUUGUGCUCUUUAUAUUCUCAGACCUCUCCUGUUACUCUGGACGGCUCCAUAUAUGAAUGACUUUAAAGACAGAAAUAAAACACUGAUACAGAAGUACACUUAUGUUGCAGACUAUUUUGUUUUGACAGCUGUUGUUUAUUCAGGUCUUUUCGCAAAUACUUGGCAGAAACUUCUGAAUUUAGCAGUAUUUGACAGAGUCUUGAUAAUAUUCCUCUAUGUUGUCAUGUUUGUGUGCUGCACCUGUAAAGUGGUUUACAUUUUAGCUGCAGAGGUUGGAAACAGAAGUGGAACAAUAAUUAAAAUAGUUGAUAUUGUUGCUGAUUUUACCUUUGAAAUUCUGCCGACAUUACAAUUCAUUCUUCUGUUCUACACAUUUGCAUCCAGAGGAGGAUUCAUCAUUGUUGCCAUUUUACCAGUUUUACUAACACUGACGAAUGAAAGAAUGUUUCUUAAAUGUUAUCGACACUUCCGCUGGUCAUUUGAGCUCUUGAGAACAGUGAUGCUCCUCGUCACAUUAUUGAUUAAUGCACUUAUGAUCGGCUAUUUCAUCUUUACACUGGAAAAUAAAACAGAUUUUCAUCGUUUUGUCUCUCUGUAUGUGUUUGGAUCAGUUGGUGUUGUUUUAAUCGGCGCUUUUGUUCUGAUAACAGAACUGAUACUGAAAACAGUUAAUGGCGAGCGUGCAGUGAUGGAUCUGAGAUUUAUUCUCUUUCCCUCUGAAUGUUUCUUCUUAUUGUCUGUGAUGAUUUCUGGACAACUUUCAUCCAAGAUUCAAGCGUGUCUGAAGUCUUGUCAGACGAGAAUGAGAACUUUAGCCAACAGAUCACAGCAGGACCAGAAUCAACAUUCACCGGAGCAGCAGGAUCAGGUGAGUCGCCAGCUACUGGAUCAGACCAACAAAACAGAACUGAAACCUCUCAUGAAGAAUAAAGAUCAUGACACACGAGGACGUAAAGUUACAGAAGAAACUCAGCGUUCAGUGUCAGUGAUCUCACAAACAUGACAGAAGAUCUUUCAUAAACACUGUUAGAUCUCUGAGAUGAACUUUUCAAACAUUAUGGAGGUCACUGUAUAUUAUCAGAGUUCAUGGUUUGAGUCUCAAGUUCACAGUGAUGUCAGGACAGUAUUGUACAGGAUCAAUAAAUCUUCAGUUUCUGGAUCAUUUCCACCCAUACUGAUCAUUUCAGUGAGAGAUUAUUAAUAUUGUAAAUAUUUAAGCAUGUGU